Messenger RNA from Echinops telfairi (small Madagascar hedgehog), 2217 nucleotides. RefSeq names its product zinc finger protein 432-like. The record is from RefSeq and is a predicted model, not a curated record. Gene Ontology annotation, molecular function: DNA-binding transcription repressor activity, RNA polymerase II-specific. The coding region runs from base 262 to 2217 and encodes 651 amino acids. Lineage: Eukaryota; Metazoa; Chordata; Mammalia; Afrosoricida; Tenrecidae. The transcript is spliced from 5 exons. Gene Ontology annotation, biological process: negative regulation of transcription by RNA polymerase II.
AAUGAUGGCAUUCACUGGGGAAGUAGCCGUUUGUACUUGUAUCAGAACGUCGUAAGUUCAGAGCACUCCAGUGUGCAAAAGCCUGCAGGUUCUGAAUCUCCAGCAGCUUAGAGGAUGGAGGAAGAAGGGCCCGGCUUCGGUGUUAUUGUUUCUGGGGUGUCCUCAUGAGAGAUUGAAAUUUGUGAACAUCAUCAGAGCUGAUCCAGAUAGGAAAAAAAUAGAGCAUCGCAGUUGCCGGCAAUGUCCUAAGGACCAACGAAAAUGUCCAAGGCUCAGGAAUCCCUGACAUUCAACGAUGUGGCUGUAAAGUUCACCGGGGAGGAAUGGCAGCUCCUGAACCCUGCUCAGAAGACCCUCUAUCAGGAUGUGAUGUGGGAGAACUAUCGCAACCUGGUUUCCCUUGAAAUCAAGAAAGUUGGUAAUCAUUUGCUUGAGCACUCGCAACAUGAAAGAAGUGUGGACAGAACUGAACAAUGCUAUCAGUUUAAUACAUUGGAAAAUAUUCUUCAUCAGCACAAAAAUAAUUUUCCUCUAAAGGAAAAUUAUGAGAUAUUUGGCUUACAUGAGAAAAAUGUAAAAUCAGAUUUAAUCAUUCUGGCAUUAAAUCACAACAGUAGCAGCAAAAUAAAGAAGUCGGCUGUGCUCAAUGGAGAUGAGAAAACUUUUAUCCAUGUUAAACAUGAGCAAUUUUGUACUGAAAUGAAAUUCCCUGGAUGUGAAAAAUCCAGUAGCAUAAAGUCACAAUGCAUUCAGCAUCAGGAAUCUGACAUAAUUGAGAAAUCACACAUAGGUGAUAAAUGUGGGGAAACCUUCAUCAAGGAGUCUUUCCUCUGUGAGCAUCAGAUCAUUCACGUACUAGCUAACACCUAUGAAUGCAGUCUGUGUGGACAAGAACUCGACAGAGUAUUCACUCUUACUGCUUAUAAAGGACAAAAACCAUACACAUGCUUGGAAUGUGGCAAAGCUUAUCACAGUAAAUCAUAUCUCCAGGAACAUCAGAAAACUCAUGUGGCAGGGACUCCCUGUGUAUACAGUGAAUGUGGGACAGCCUUCACCAGGAACAGUGAUCUCACUGUUCUUCAGCAAACUCAUACUGUAGAGAAACUCCAUGCAUGUGGUGAACAUGGCAAAGGCUUCAUUCACACAACACAGCUCAAAACUCAUCUACAAACUCAUACUGGAGAAAAACCUUAUGUAUGCGGUGAGAGUGGUAAAGCUUUUAGCCAGAAGCAGUGUCUUACAGAACAUCAGGUGUUUCACACAGGGAAGAAACCCCAUGUGUGUGGGGAAUGUGGAAAAGCCUUUAGCAGGAAGAAUGUGCUCACUGAUCAUCAGCAAACUCAUACUGGAGAGAAACCCCAUGUGUGUGGUGAAUGUGGCAAAAGUUUCAAUCGGACAUCAAAUCUCAAAAUUCAUCUACUCACGCAUACUGGAGAAAAACCUUAUGUAUGUGGUGCGUGUGGUAAAGCUUUCAGCCAGAAGCGAAGCCUUACAGAACAUCAGACAUUUCACACAGGAAAGAAACCCCAUGUGUGUGGUGAAUGUGGAAAAGCCUUUAGCAGGAAGAAGAGCCUCACUUUUCAUCAGCGAACUCAUACUGGGGAGAAACCCCACGUGUGUGGUGAGUGUGGAAAAGCCUUUAUCUCAAAGUAUGAGCUCACUGUUCAUCAGCGAACUCAUACUGGAGAGAAACUCCAUGUGUGUGGUGAAUGUGGAAAAGCCUUUAUCAGGAAGAGUGUUCUCACUGUUCAUCAGCGAACUCAUACUGGUGAGAAACCCCAUGUAUGUGGUGAAUGUGGAAAAGCCUUUAUCUGGAAGUUUGAGCUCACUGUUCAUCAGCGAACUCAUACAGGAGAGAAACUCCAUGUAUGUGGUGAAUGUGGAAAAUCCUUUAUCUGGAAAAAGGACCUCACUGUACAUCAUCGAACUCAUACUGGAGAGAACCCCCAUGUAUGUAGUGAAUGUGGAAAAGCCUUUUCCUGGAAGAAUGAGCUCACUGUACAUCAGCGAACUCAUACUGGAGAGAAACCCCAUGUAUGUGGGCAAUGUGGAAGAGCCUUUAUCAGGAAGAAUGUUCUCACUGUUCAUCAGCGAACUCAUACUGGAGAGAAACCCCAUGUAUGUGGGGAAUGUGGAAAAACCUUUUUCUGGAAGAAUGAACUCACGGUUCAUCAGCGAACUCAUACUGGAGAGAAACCCCAUCUGCUCUACGAUUAA